GAACUUCCGCUAAAAACGGAAGUAGGUACGUGGCCGCUUCAGGCAGCUGACAUUCUGCAUGAUGGCGACAGAGGUUCAGAGCGCCGACCUCAACAAUGGCAGUUCUAGCCGGCUCGAAGUCUCCAUCGACGGCCUCACCCUCAGCCCCGACCCCGAGGGCGAGCAAGUCGCAGAACCUAACCAUGAUACCGGGGACCAGAGCGCCACCGACGAUACUGAAGAAGGCGAGUCUUCCAAAACCACGAUAGAGAGGAAAUGGGGCUUUGGUUUGCUGGAGCUAUACAGACUAGCCUUGAAAUUCUUCAAAGAUAAGGAUGGCAAGGCCUUCCACCCCACCUAUGAAGAGAAGCUUCGUCUGGUGGCCCUCCACAAGCAGGUGUUACUGGGUCCAUACAACCUCGACGCCUCUCCAGAGGUGGGCUUCUUUGACGUCCUGGGAAAUGACCGCAGGAAAGAGUGGGCUGCUCUGGGUAACAUGGAGAAGGAGGAGGCUAUGGUGGAGUUUGUCAAGCUGUUGAACAAAUGCUGUAAUUUAUUUGCACCCUAUGUCACCUCUCACCAAAUAGAGAAGGAUGAGCAGGAGAGGAAACGGAGGGAGGAGGAGGAACGACAGCGCCGCGAGGAUGAAGAGAGGGAGCGACAGAGGCAGGAGGAGGAGAGACAGAUGAUCGAAGAGGAGGAGAGGCUGAAGAGGGAGGAGGAGGAGAGGAGGCAGUUGGAGGAGGAGAGGCUACGGGUGGAGCAGCAGAAACAGCAGAUCAUGGCAGCACUGAAUGCCCAGACAGCGGUGCAGUUCCAGCAGUAUGCUGCCCAGCAGUACCCAGAGAGCCCUGAGCAGCAGCUGGGUCUCAUACACCAGCUACAGGAACAACACUACCAACAGUACAUGCAGCAGCUCUACCAGGUCCAGCUGGCACAACAACAGGCAGCCUUACAGAAGCAGCAGGAGGAUGCGGUGGUGAAGGCCACCCUGGAGGCCACUAGUGAGCCUGUAGCUGCAGCGCUCCCGGCUAGAGAGAAGGUCCCCUUGCUCAAUGGCCAGUCAGACUCCCACUCUGAGGGAACGGACAGAGAGCCAGAGCGCUUAGAGCCUGCUGAGGAGGCCACUGAGAAUGGGCCAAUAGGUACACACACACAAAGGCCAGCAGACUCUCCCCCGGUCAUAGCAGCCCCUUCCAUGUGGACGCGACCCCAGAUCAAGGACUUCAAGGAGAAGAUUCGGCAGGACGUGGACAGUGUGAUCACGGUGGGGCGUGGCGAGGUAGUGACAGUGCGAGUGCCCACCCACGAGGAGGGCUCCUACCUCUUCUGGGAGUUUGCCACGGACCACUACGAUAUCGGCUUCGGAGUCUUCUUUGAGUGGACAGAUGCCGCCAAUGCCUCGGUCAGUGUGCACGUCAGCGAGUCCAGCGACGAAGACGAGGAUGAGGAAGGUGAGCCCCCUAGUGAGGAGGAGAAGGCUAAGAAAGAGGCAGGGAAGCCGCAGGUGGAUGAGAUAGUGCCGGUGUAUCGGCGGGACUGUCACGAGGAGGUCUAUGCCGGCAGUCACCAAUACCCUGGCCGUGGGGUCUACCUUCUCAAGUUCGACAACUCUUACUCUCUUUGGAGGUCAAAAAGUGUCUACUACAGAGUCUACUACACCAGAUAAGCCUGGAGGGACUACAGGCGACGGGGAGUGUGUGUUUGAAGAGAGGAAGGGGGGGGGGUGAGAUUAUCUGUUCUGGACUAGAUCUCCAGAGGGCGAUGGAGUUGUCGGACUCCCGUUGGAGAUGGGACUCCUGUCUCUGUGUGUGUGUGUGUGUGUGCUUACACCUCAUUGGAGCCUGUGGAGUCCCGGAGGUAGUUAACCCUGUAGUGUGUUCACCACCUGUCGUCUUCUCGCUCUUAGAGAACAACUCUAGGACUUUCUUGUAUUUAAUGGCCAUCUUUCCUGCCCAAACAUCAUCUAACCCUAGUCUGCCCUGUCAUGUCAUUGUUAUGGCUGUGCUUCUCUGAGUGAGACACUCCUUAACCUGAGUUCAAAUUUAACACAACUGAAGUCCAUACAGGGUUGGGGUUUUGUCCAAUGAGAGAAGUCAUUGGUCAAACGGAGUCCAAACAUAGUGACACACUACACUACAGCACCAUGCCUUUAUACUCCAGAAGCCCUCAUAGACCACCACGGAGUAACACUAAAACACACUCAUCUGAACACAAUCAGUUACUCAAGUGGCAACGCUUCUAUUGCAAGAGCUACGCCCAAAUCCACAUCAACCCCUAGCUCCUACCAGCUACAUACUUCUGGAGGUCUGAGAGGGUUGGAUUUAAGACAUAAGCAAUAUUGCAGAAUUUCUAGUAUAGCCUGUCCUAGGCCAUGGUGGAGCUAUUAUCAUAUUGAUAUUAUCUAAGCAGUCCUUUCAGAUCGCCACAAGUGCAAACGGGGGAGGGGCUAGGGAUUCAUUUGUGAUUGUACACUGUUCUACUGAGCGAAGGAUGAUGAAGAGCAAGGGGUUAGAAGGGGUAUAGAGUUGGAAGAGGGAUAUGACAUGUACAUGGAAAAGUUCGGUAUCUCAAAAUGGAAUGCUGAAAAAAGCGAGAUUGUGUCUAAAAGCAUUUAAUUCAUAUUUAUUAUUCACCCUUUCUUGUAGUGUAGGAUCAUUUUUGUCUCUGUAUAAUAUUUGGGUGUAUUUCAUCUCCAAACAGUGGCCUCCCUGCUUCAGGAGACAUGUCUCUUUAGUCUUUUAUAGAUGCUUCCUUUCCUUCAUGGCCACUGAUCUCAAAGGACAUGAGAGGUGAAAAUGAUAAGGAUGGAAACUUACCCAUCUUUCCCUAUCAGUGGCUAUGGAGGACAGGGGACAAGGAAAGGAAUCCAGUAAGGCGUAUUGGGACACCCCCAUGUCUGUUCUGAAGGAGACUGGGCAUUGUCAUCUAUUGAUCACUCCUGUGUGUGUUGAGUUUGUCCAUAGACUGGAGAUGCUAAUCCUAUUUCAUACAUACGAACUGCCGGCUAAUAACUUAGAGGGAAUCAUCAGUUGAAACAAUAACAAAUUGAAAUCCCCACCCCUGUUUCAGUAAAAAGCUGAGGGAUAGGGCUGGAGAAAGGUAACCACUCUCAAAUUCAUUGACAGAGCUAUGGAUGCAAGGACUGACCAUCCAUGAUUACAAUUCUAGUUUUAACCAUAUAUAGUACUUGUUUACAUUUACUUUGUUUACCAACAUUGGAGUGAAACAAGCUUAUAUUUGAAGUUCUGAUGGGUUAUGACAGUUGAACUGAAGUCAUGAAGAAUUUAACUUGGAAAUGUCUCAAGAAUCAAUGGGAAUAUUUCAUUCAUUCAGAAGUCCGAAAAGGGAUGAUUCAACUGCACAUUCCCCUUUAAGAUGAGUUUUACUGUGACCUCUCUCGAGCAUUUGAUCUUUCUGUCCUAAUUGAUGGAUUGAUUACGUUUUUUUUUUCAUCCUCAAAUAGGACUGUCUGCUAUCGCUAAUAAACUGAGAUGAUCACGUCUA
Messenger RNA from Oncorhynchus keta (chum salmon), 3486 nucleotides. Its product is annotated as Golgi resident protein GCP60-like. Gene Ontology annotation, cellular component: Golgi membrane. Bases 59 to 1648 code for a protein of 529 amino acids. NCBI's taxonomy places the organism in Eukaryota, Metazoa, Chordata, Actinopteri, Salmoniformes, Salmonidae. The transcript has 8 exons. The record is from RefSeq and is a predicted model, not a curated record. Gene Ontology annotation, molecular function: fatty-acyl-CoA binding.